This is a messenger RNA of Ramularia collo-cygni, 207 nucleotides long. RefSeq lists its product as uncharacterized. The transcript has a single exon. The record is from RefSeq and is a predicted model, not a curated record. The coding region runs from base 1 to 207 and encodes 68 amino acids. Lineage: Eukaryota; Fungi; Ascomycota; Dothideomycetes; Mycosphaerellales; Mycosphaerellaceae.
AUGUCUGCACCAAACCAAGGCCGUCAGUCUCCAGAGCCCGAGAAGCAGUCCGAUGCCCAGGCUGGUACUCAAGCAGGCAACCCCAACCAGGGAGCUGGUUCCGGCCAGAAGACGGGCGAUGAGAGCAAGGACACACUCAAGAACUUGAGCAGCAACCCAAAGGGUYCCCUUGAUGACGAGGCAGAGAAGAAGACUGCGAAGAACUGA